Messenger RNA from Podarcis lilfordi (Lilford's wall lizard), 9100 nucleotides. NCBI's taxonomy places the organism in Eukaryota, Metazoa, Chordata, Lepidosauria, Squamata, Lacertidae. The record is from the annotation of a GenBank genome assembly.
GGGGGAGCAGGCAAAGGGUCUUUUCCUGUCGUGGGAGGAGGGGGCGCCUGGGAAGAUCCUUUUUCCCUGCAAGAAGAAGAAAGUGUGUGCACCAUGGAGGGGUGAGCAUGGAGGGGCUGCAGGGAGAGGGGGCGGAGGAGGAAGUGGGGAAGGGGUUCAGGAGGAAAGGGGCACCCCCAUAGCUCCCCCCUCCCCACCCUUUGGAUCCUGGCACAGCAGGAUUCUUCCCACUCAGCUCCGUCUAGAUCUGGAAAAGGAGGCAGGACCCCUCUAUGGAAGGAAGGAAAUAUAUAGGUACAGAUGCAGAUCUAUAUAUACCUAGGUAAAGUGGGUCAUCUAGCAUUGUAUUGUCAACACUGGCUGGCAGCAGCUCUCCAGGGUUUCCGGCAGGGGGAAUUCCCAUUAUCAACAUUCAGGAGAUAGAUAGAUAGAUAGAUAGAGCCUCUUGAAUAUGGUAUACAGUGCUUUUUUUUCUUUAAAAAUGUUAAGGGGUACACUCAUUUUGACUCCAGAAAAUCACCAUUUUAUAGUUCAAAUCAGGAAAAAUACAGUAAAUGGACAAGAGUACAUAGAUUCACAAAAUGUUUAGGGGUAUGCCUGCAUCCCCCCAGAAAAAAGCACUCUGUGUGUGUGUGUGUGUGUGUGUGUGUACCCGAAACGUUCCUGUUCACCCAGGCAUUUGAUGGCUGAAAAGAUGCUGCUCCUCACAGCCUUGAAAUUAUUAUCAUAUAUAUAUAUAUAUAUAUAUAUAUAUAUAUAUAUAUUCCAUGAGGGUGGCUCACAUGUGACUCUUUAAAAGUAUUUUAGGUGUGCUUAGGUUGGUUUCUUUAGAUGCUCAAAACGUUUUGAUUGUUAUCUUGGAUUGUUUGCUCCUGUUUGUGGCCCCAGGCUCCUUUGAGAGGAAAGGCGGAAAUUUACUACAUACAAAGAAGAAAAAGGGCCAGGGACCAUGACAUUUUCACUGGCGUAUGGUUGCAAAGGCUUCGUGGACACUGUUUACCCCCCCCCCCCCAAAAAAAUAUCCUGGGAAUGUAGUUGCAUAGCUACAGUUCCCAGCACUCCUAAGAAACUACAGUUCCCAAGAUUCUUGAGGGGAAGACAUGUGCUUUAAAUGUAUGGUGUGGACUUAGUCUCUCCCUUAUUAAUAGGUGAUAGUAUUAAAACUACAAAAGAGUAAAAAAAUGCAGAUUUUUUCAGUAUAACUCGCAUGCAGUUACCAUUUUUUAGCAUACGUAAGUGGCUGCAAUAUUAGAGCUUUCUCUUGUGAAUGCAUUUUCUCUUUUGUUUCUACCCUUUUCAUUCUCUAGGCAGAAGCUCAGGAUGCCUAUCGAUUUGUUCUAGAGUUGUCCGUAACGUGCCCUUACGUUUGUGAAGCCACUCGAGAAUGAAAAUGGGGAAUCAAGACACCACAGGCGACACGUUGCAGGAGGCGCCAGGGAGAAAAGGGAAAAGCGCAGGUUUCCUCCAGGAUGGGAGCAUCAAGGAAUUCUUGCAUAGGUUUCCAGGAGGGCAAGUGAAGCAGGAGCCAGGCGAGGAGCCGACAGAAGCCCCAUGGCAGGAGCUCCUGAAGAAAAUGGAGUUGCCUCGGUCCGAGUGGGAGAAGCCACAGUUGCCCGAGGAGCCGUUGGACGACGCAAAGUCUUUCCUGGCCUCUUUCGAACGAGUGGCCAAAACCUGCCGGUGGCCCAGGGAAGAAUGGGCGGCCCGAAUCCUGCCGGCCCUCAUGGGAGAUGCUGAGCAGGACUUCAGUGGGCUGGAAGGCAAAGACAAAGAGGAUUAUGGGAAAGUGAAGGCGGCCAUCUUGAGAGCGGAGGCCAAGAACAGGGAAGAGCAACGUCAACGUUUCAGAUGCUUCUGCUACCAGGAGGCCGAGGGGCCCAGAGGGACGUACCUACGGCUCCGGGGACUUUGCUACGGGUGGCUGAAGGUGGAGAGGCUCUCAAAGGAGCAGAUCCUGGAGCUGCUGAUCCUGGAGCAGUUCCUGGCCAUCCUGCCGCCCGAGAUGCAGAGCUGGGUCAAAGAACAAGGCCCACAGGCUUGUCCCCAGGCGGUGUCGCUCGCAGAGGAUUUCCUGCUGAGGCCAGGAGAGGCCAAGGGGCAGGAGAAACAGGUGACACCCAUGGGUUGCAAUCUUUGUGUGCGGCAUAGAGCUAUUUUUAAAAUAUUUCUUACUACUACAUUACUACUGCCAUGGUCAAAGGCAGUAUGUUUCUGAAUACCAGUUGCUUGAAGCCACAAGUCAUGCUUGGGGGCUUUCCUUGGGGGUGUCUGGCUAGCCAUUGUGAUAACUUGAGUCUCCAGCUGUUUUUGGACUACAAUUCCCAUCAUUCCUUGCCACUGGUCUUGCUAGCUAGGGACGAUGGGAGUUGUAGUCCAAAAAUAGUUGGCGACUCAAGUUUGGAAAACACUGCCAAGCAACGGUGGCUUUGACCCUUAGGUCAAUUUCCUUUUUCAUCAAUAUGGAGCCCCAUGGCUUGAAAUAUCUGUUUUGAUUGACAGGAGUCCCUGAAGAUGGUCGAGUCUCCUCACUCAGGCUGGAAAAUGCCACAGUGGUCAGAGGAGCCCGCGCCAUGGGAUGACAUGAAGGUCUUCCUGGCCUCCUUUGAGCAAGUGGCCCAAGCCUGCCGGUGGCCCCCGGAAGAAUGGGCAGCCCGGCUCCUGCCUGUCUUCAGAGGAGAAGCCGAGAGGACCUUUAGCAGCCUGGAGGCCGGAGACAAAGGGGAUUAUGGGAAGGUGAAGGCAGCCAUUUUGCGACAGGACACCAUCAGGAGGGAGAAGAACCGCCAACACUUCAGGCACUUCUGCUACCAGGAGGCCGAGGGGCCGAGAGGGGCUUACUGUAGACUCCAGAAACUUUGUAGAGGGUGGCUGGCGGUCGAAGGACACACCAAGGAGCAGAUCCUGGAUCUGCUGGUCCUGGAGCAGUUCCUGGCUGUCCUGCAGCCGGAGAUGCAGAGCUGGGUCAGGGGACAGGACCCGGAGACCUGCUCCCAGGCGGUGGCCCUGGCCGAGGAGUUCCUGCUGAGGCGGCAAGAGGCCGAGAGAGAGGAGAAACAGGUGAAACUAUUUCCCUAUGUGCAACACAGGGCCAGGGAUGAGAGAGAAGUAUAGCUUGAGGUUGUUGAUGGACUGCGCCUUGUGCCUCAUUUUCCUUGGCUGUAAUAAUAAUAAUAGUAAUAAUAAUAAUAAUAAUAAUAAUAAUAAUAAAAAUUUAUACCUCGCCCAUCUGGCUGGGCUUCCCCAGCCACUCUGGGCAGCUUCCAGCAAAAUAUUAAAAUACCAUAAUACAUCAAACAUUAAAAGCUUCCUUAAACAGGGCUGCCUUCAGAUGUCUUCUAAAAGUCUGGUAGUUGGUGUCUUUGACAUCUGAAGGGAGGGCGUUCCACAGGGCGGGUGCCACUACUGAGAAGGCCCUCUGCCUGGUUCCCUGUAACUUCUCUUCUCGCAGUGAGGAAACCACCAGAAGGCCCUUGGAGCUGGACCUCAGUGCCCGGGUAAAACGAUGGGGGUGGAGACGCUCCUUCAGGUAUACUGGGCUGAGGCCGUUUAGGGCUUUAAAGGUCAGCACCAAUGGUUUGAAUUGUGCUCAGAAACGUACUGGAAGCCAAUGCAGAUCUCUCAAGACCGGUGUUAUAUAGUCCCGGCAGCUGCUCCCACUCACCAGUCUAGCUGACACAUUCUGGAUUAGUUGUAGUUUCCGGGUCACCUUCAAAGGUAGCCCCACAUAGAGCGCAUUGCAGUAGUCCAAGCAGGAGAUAACUAGAGCAUGCACCACUCUGGCGAGACAGUCUGCGGGCAGGUAGGGUCUCAGCCUGCAAACCAGAUGGAGCUGGUAAACAGCUGCCCUGGACACAGAAUUGACCUGUGCCUCCAUGGACAGCUGUGAGUCCAAAAUGACUCCCAGGCUACGCACCUGGUCCUUCAGGGGCACAGUUACCCCAUUCAGGACCAGGGAGUCCUCCACACCCACCUGCCUCCUGUCCCCCCAAAACAGUACUUCUGUCUUGUCAGGAUUCAAUCUCAAUCUGUUAGUCGCCAUCCUUGAAGGCCAAGUUAGGUGCAAUGUUUCUUGUGGAAGCACCCGACGUUUUUUGCGGAAGCACCCAAGUCUGAAAGGAUUGCUCUUAUUCUUACUCUUAAGCAUAAAUAAGAAUAAAAGAAAAUGAUUAUAAAUUAUUUUGGAGAUGGUAUUUAAUGCCAGUCAAAUUAAAUCAAAUAAACAAGGAAUAUUCGGUUUUAUAUUGGAGGGGAUGCCAGGAAACCGGGAAUUAUGUUCACAUGCGGUGGGGGUGUAAAUAUGUACAUUUUUUUUGCCAAAGGGUGUUUAACAGAAAUCACUGGGUUAAAGCUGACCGAAAGUCCAGAGGUAGCAUUAUCAUCAAUUUACAAUGGAAUGGAAGGUUCGCAGGCUAUGAAGGACUUGCUCACAAAUUUAUUGACAGCUGCAUGCACUAUUAUAGCUAGGAAGUGGAAGGGGCAAGGUGAAUAUAAAAUGGAAGAAUGGUAUGAAGAGGUGUGGGAUAUAGCUAUUAAUGAUAAAUGAACAUGUGCCAUUAAGGUAAGACGGGGAAUACGCAGGAGAAAUGAUUUUGAGGAGAUAUGGAAGGUGUUUGUAGAAUUUGUACUGUUAAAACAGAAAGGGGUCAAACCAUCGCAAGAGGUGUUGAAAUUUUGGGAGGUUGGAUAGUUCCAAUGGAAUGGUCUCAGUGGUGGGGUGCACAUUUUUAUUCUUAUUUAUUUAAGAUUAUUUCUUUAUUAAAAUAAAAUUAAAAAUUAAAAACAGGCUCCAUAAUGUAAAAAAAAAAAGAGGGAUUGCUCUCUGCUGUUGCAGGUGGCAUUGGAGGAGGAGGAGGAAGAAGAUGCAAAUUUCUCGGAUGCAGGGCAAUCUCCGUGGGACUCCGAAGAGGGGCACCUGUGUGUGGUAAUCAAGCAGGAAGUUGAGGAUGGAGAGGCCAGUCCGUGUGGUGAGGAGACAUAUGCCUUUCUUUGAGCUCGAGUCCUUGCCUGGGUUAAGCCCAGCUGAGGCUCCUCCAUAUUCCCAGGUCCCUGAUGGGCCUCUAGUCUGAUCCAGCAGCCCUUUUCUAACAUCCUUUUCCCGUUGCCAGUUCUGAAUGGCUAAGAUUCAACUGCCCAUAUAGAAUAUCCUAUUAUUAUUAUUAUUAUUAUUAUUAUUAUUAUUAUUAUCUGAGGGUGUUAGCACUACCAACAGGGCUCCAUUUUCUGCUCGCAGCACACAAGAGGGUCUGUAGGGAAAGAGGUAGUCUAGUCAAUGUUAUUCUUUCAAGAAUAGUGGGAAAGUAUACAACAACAACAACAAUUUAUUAUUUAUACUCCACCCAUCUGGCUGGGUUUCCCCAUCCACUCCCAACAGAAUAUUAAAAACACGAUAAAACUUCAAACAUUAAAAACUUCCCUAAACAGGGCUGCCUUCAGAUGUCUUCUAAAAGUCAAGAUAGUUGUUUAUUUCCUUGACAUCUGACAGGAGGGCGUUCCACAGGGCAGGCGCCACCACCAAGAAGGCCCUCUGCCUGGUUCCUUGGGCUUCACUUCUCACAGUGAGGGAACCACCAGAAGGCCCUCAGUGCUGGAUCUCAGUGUCCGGGCUGAAUGAUUUUAUUUCUACUUUUUUAUUUAUUUCUACUAUAUAUUUUGGAAAGUUGUUUAUCCUCUACCGAUCUGGACACAUUUGGAUAUCACAGCCAAAUUUUGCGCAAAAUUCCUGCAAGGACAGAGCAGGGUGUUGUGCAUGGACACCAUCUUGAAUCAAGAUGGCGGGCUGAACCUUUCAAAAUGGCACCUUCGGCAUUUCUGAGCAAUGCCGGGUACAUAGGCUUCUGGUAAAUAAAAAUAAAAUAAGAUUCAACUGCCAAUCCAGUCAGGCUGUGUUACAUGGAGUUGGGGCAGCGGCAUCUUUUCCUCGUCUCCACUUCUCUGCCCACUUAUCUGGGAGUAAGUCCUACUGAACGCAACAGGUCUGAGUAGACAUGUACAAGACUGCACCCUUAAUUUGGUUUUAGGCACUACUUGAAUACUCUCAGCUUUUUAUUCCAUUGUUGUUUGUUGUUGUUUCUCGGGCUGUGCGCACACCAUACAUUUAAAACUCAUUUCCCCCUCUCCAAAUCACCCUGGGAACUGUAGUUUGUAUCUCUCGCAGAGCUACAAUUCACAGCACCCUUCGCAAACUACAGUUCCUGUGUGCUUCAUUGUAUUUCAUGUUUUGCCACUGCUUUCUGCCUUGAGCUCUCUUGGCAGAAGAAAAGAUGAGAUACAAAAGUUUUAAAUUAAUAAAAUGAAGGCAUUUCUCUUCCUCCAAAGAAGACUGGGCUGUGAAAGGAAUCGUGGUGGAGGAAGGCCUCGAGGUGGAAGGCAGUCUGAGGUGCUCUCCAGGAGGAUUUCAAGAGCUGGCUGAGAGUUGUUUAUUUGUUUAUAUCUUUCUAAAAGCAAUGAUACCGCUUAGCAGAAUAAAAAUCUCUAAGCAGGUUAUGUAGGGAUCUCCAUUGUUGUGUUUACUGGGCACACGGCACCUUCGAGCCGCCGCUCACCCCGCCACCCUCUUUCCCACUUCCUCCCAGGCUGAGAAAAGAGAUUUAAACCUCUUCACCCAUCCCAGUCCCAUUUGAUAUUUUCACGACUGCAAGCCAAACUGGUGGGUUCAGGGGGCAGGGCAGGCCCCUGUGCUGAGCAUUACCCACCUCUGGUACCAGCCAAUAAAAGUUGGUACGGGUGGGAAAUUUGUGGCCUUCGAGAAAUGGUUGGGUUUGGCCUCCCAUCAACCCAGUAUAGCCAAAAGGGAAAUAAUGGGUCUAAUAACUGUUCCAGGUAACCAGUACUUCCACUGGGUAAGAUUUCUCUCUUUCUCCCACCAGUAGAUAUGUGCAAGACUGAAAAUGAGGAGGAACCAAGCGAAGCGUCUGUGGAAAGAUUUGAGGAUGCCGCGAAUACGUGCCCCGUGUGUGGGAAAAACUUCAGCUGCAAAUCGGACCUUAACAGACAUCAGAGAACUCACACAGGAGAGAAACCAUUUCGAUGCUUUGAGUGCGGAAAGAGCUUCAGUCGGGGCGACUACCUUAUUUUGCACCAAAGGCUUCACAGAGGGGAGAAACCCUAUAAGUGCUCAGAGUGCGGGAAGGGCUUCUAUCGAAGCACACGCCUUAUUUCACAUAAGAGAAUCCACCUAGCAGAGAAGCUGUAUAAAUGCUCCGGCUGCAGCAAGAGCUUCUGUGACCAGUCCAGACUUAUGCAACAUAAGAGGACGCAGCACUCAAGCGAGAGGCCGUAUAAAUGUUCAGAGUGCGGAAAGAGCUUCAUUCGGAAAGCACACCUUACUAGACAUCAAAGAAUCCACACAGGCAAGGUACUAUACAAAUGCUUAGAGUGUGACAGGAGCUUCAGUUGUAGCAAGCAUCUUAUUUCACACCAAAGAAUCCACACUGGAGAGAAGCCGCAUAAAUGCCCAGCGUGUGGGAAGAGCUUUAAUUUCAGCGGGAACCUUACUUCACACCUGAGAAUGCAUACAGGAGAGAAACCAUUUGAAUGCUCCGAGUGCGGGAAGACUUUCAGUCGGAGUGCCCACCUCACCUUACAUCAGAGAACCCACACGGGGGAGAAGCCAUACAGCUGCUUGGAGUGCGGAAAGAGCUUCAGUCAGAGCAGCAACCUUACUUCCCACCAGAGAAUCCACACAGGGGAGAAGCCUUAUAAAUGCUCAGUGUGUGACAAGAGCUUUGGCCGGGGUGACUCUCUUAUUUCCCAUCAAAAAACCCACGUGGCAGAAACCAUAUAAGUGCCCAGAGUGUGGAAAGAGCUUUUUGCCAAAAGCACGCACCUUAUUUCACACAAGAAAAUUCACAGACGAGGGAGGAACCGCAGGAAAAAUGCUGUGCCGUCAACGCUUGGAACUGGGAAACGGCUUUGGCAAAAAGACAACUCUUGCUACACCACAAAGAAUACACAACUCUGAAAACCAUCUGCUUGUUCUCAUUUGCUCCACUGAAACAUACAUAGUGAAUAAAAUUAGAAAAGGUUUAUCAACGGAUAUAACCUUUAUUAUAGUGUUGAGCAGAGCUUUCCAGACUUUUCACGUUGGUGACACACUUUUUAGACAUGCAUCCUUUCGUGACACAGUAAUUCAGUUUUGCUAGCAAACCGGAGGUUAAACUAACCCCUUUCCAGCCCCGGGAGGUGUGUGGGGAACGUUUGUGCAACACAACUACACACCACAGCUGACUCACUGAAAUAUCGCAACACACAGUUUGGAAAGCUCUGGUACAGAGAGAGACAGGACUAGUUUUUGCCUUUCCCAAGGUCUCUUGGAAGCCAGAGAGACACUAUAUUGCGGCCUAAAGUGAUUUGAAUUGGGUCAUCUGAAAUCCUUAGUUGGGGGGCAAGCCUUCAGUUGACUGUCCAAACUAGAUUUGGGCCUUCUGUCCUGGAAACUGAGAACACUGUCAUGGAACAAGGAGGCAUAUCUACAGUUACUGAGGGUAGGGUGGGCGGGGACCAAUAUUACAAAGUUCAGGUACCUUUGUGAAAUAGCUUCGCAAGUACGGCACAUUAAACAGGUUUUAACGAAGUACGAUUAGCCUUGUUCUUGUUGAUAGCUGUUAGUGUGGUGGUCUGAAGAGUCUACAGGUUUGGGAGGCUCAUAAAGGUGAGCUCCCGUUGCUCUGUCCCAGCUCCUGCCAAGCUAGCAGUUUGAAAGCACACCAGUGCAAACAGAUAAAUAGGUACCACUGCGGCGGGAAGUAAACAGCAUUUUCAUGUACUCUGGUUUCUGUCUUGGUGUUCCAUUAAGCCAGAAGCAGUUUAGUCAUGCUGGCCACAUGACCCAGAAAGCUGUCUGUGGACAAACGCCGGCUCCCUCAGCCUGAAAGCGAGAUGAUCACCACAACCCCAUAGUCGCCUUUGACUGGACUUAACCAUCCAGGGGUCCUUUACCUUUACGAAUCCUUGGAAUAUCGAGGUAGGAAAAGACUCCUGGAGAGAAUUUCUCGAGAGCCACAAUCUCUCAUAACAUUGUCCUUGAUGAGUCUGGAGAACUCGAAAGCUUCGUUAUGUUUCGUGACAUUUUUGGUUGGUCCUAAUAAAAAAGUUUCGCUCA